Molecule: messenger RNA, 825 nt
Organism: Parascedosporium putredinis
Lineage: Eukaryota; Fungi; Ascomycota; Sordariomycetes; Microascales; Microascaceae
Source: the annotation of a GenBank genome assembly
AUGCCCCCGUCGUCUGCCCCUAGCCGAGCCGGUCUUCAAGUUCGCCACCACCAUCCGACUCCCCCCCAGCCUAGCAAGCAGAACCAAAGAGCCCCCAAGGCCCCCAAGGUCCCGAAGAAGGAGCUCAAGGUUCUCAUGUUACACGGCUACACCCAGUCCGGCCCCCUCUUCCGCGCCAAAACCCGCGCCCUCGAGAAACUCCUCGCCAAGUCCCUCGCCCCGCUAGACGCCUCCCUCACCCUUCACUACCCCACCGCCCCCAUGCGCCUCCGCCCCUCCGACAUCCCCGGCUUCGUCCCCGCCUCAGACGUCCAGCACACCGCCCCCGAGGACGAUGAGCUGGACAGCUGGGCCUGGUUCCGCCGCGACGCCGCUACCCCGACCCUCUUCGGUUUCGACGAGGGCAUGCGCGCCGUCGCCCGCGCCAUCGCCGACGCCGGCGGCGUGCACGGCGCCGGCCCCGAUGCGAGGAAGCCUCCCGCCGCCGCCGAAGGGUGGGCCGCCGCGCUGAGGGAGGCCAACGCGGGCCGGCCCCUCCAGUUCGCCGUCGUGUACUCGGGCUUCUUCAUGCCCGUGGACGAGGUUCAGUGGCUGUAUGAGCCCGCCAUCCGCACCCCGACCCUGCACUACAUUGGCGGUCUCGAUACAGUGGUGGAGGAGGCCCGCAGCAGAGGGCUCGUCGAGCGCUGCGUGGACCCGCUGGAGGCCCUGCAUCCCGGCGGCCAUUAUGUGCCCAUUACAAGGGAAUGGAUGAUGCCCAUCACAGGCUUCAUCCGCAAGUUUGCGGAGCAACUCGAAGAAAAGGACAGCCCCAAGCUGUCAUAG